This is a messenger RNA of Dichotomopilus funicola, 1737 nucleotides long. RefSeq lists its product as uncharacterized. NCBI's taxonomy places the organism in Eukaryota, Fungi, Ascomycota, Sordariomycetes, Sordariales, Chaetomiaceae. The coding region runs from base 1 to 1737 and encodes 578 amino acids. The record is from RefSeq and is a predicted model, not a curated record. The transcript is spliced from 3 exons.
AUGUCGCGAUGGCUGCGCUUGUCCGGAGUGCGGCUCAUCGUCCGACCCUGGAGAUCGCCCUGCAUCUCACCCUGGAGAACUCACGCCCGGUUUCUGAGCGCCAAUUCAUCCGUCGAGUAUGUAGAAGUUCCGUGCGGGUCUGCGGGUAGUGUUCUGUUAAGCCUUCACAACAUCUCCCGCCAUAGCCCAACUACCCCCCUGGUGAUCUUUAUACCACCCUUCUCGCCGAUCGAAUCGGGCUACAAUGCGCCGCUACCCCGGUUUUUGGAUGAUCAUCCAACCGCGGUCAUCAACUACCGGUGGCGGCCGUCUGAGCCACGAGAGCCGGAUGAAGCACAGAAGGGACUAGAGUACCACGACUUACACAAACCACCAGGGCGCCACGACCAAGGAGGCGGCCAUUGGCCCGAGGAUCCCUUACCCUGGCCUAUCCCCCUCCACGAUGUCACCAUUGGAUACUCAUGGAUCAAAAACAACCUCGGGUCCGGCACCUACACACCGAGAAAGCCCCGGCACGCCUACGUCUACGGAUCCUAUCUCGGGGCCAGCCUCGCUACCGGUCUCGCUUUUACCGAAUCCCACUUCCCCCACCUCCUCCAGCCCAUGACCAUCCGCGGCCUAAUCGCCCACAAUGGCAUUUACAACUGGAGCAUGUUCUUACCCGACCACCCGAUCCAUGAGAAGAAACGAAAGCGGCGCAAUUCUCCCGACGGUCUCGAAUAUGAGCCGAUCGAGGAACCGGGCGUCUUUACCGAUCUCAAACACCACAUGCCAGCCCUCUUCAGCGAGCCUUCCAACCUCUUCGACCCCUUUGCGUCAGCCUGCUACUUCUUCCACACCGCCAACCUCUACGUGCCCGAAGAUUUCACCACCCCGCUCUCGGACAUUCUCGCCUCGCUUAGCCCCGAGAUGAACGACGCCAUUGAUGCCCUCGCUAGCUCGACUUCCCUGAGUGCCUAUGAAGGAGACGGAUACGACCACGAUGAAGCGGAAGAGCACAUCGAAACAGCCGACGAACUCCUCCGCAAAGCCAGCCUCUUCGCCAAGAAACAAAAAGCCCCCCGCAAGAGCUACUUUACCUUUCCCCCCCAAAACUCUGGCGUCCGGCUACCAUCAACCUUACUCCUCCAUUCCGCCCCCGUCUCCCAUGACGUCGACCCCACCACAGACACCAACCACGAACCACAACAACAAAAUUCACCACAAUCAACACCCAAGAAAAAACCACCCCCCGCAAAGCCCCUCAAACCCCGUCCCCCCCGCAACAGCUUCACAACCCAAGCCCUCGAACUCGGCGGUCUCAUGAUGCGUUCCAUGGACAUGUACGAGCCCAUCCACAUCAGCGGCACGGGCUUCUACCGCUCCCCGCGACCGGGCCCCCCACCCGACUGGCUUGUCAACGAAGGGGAUGCCGAACACGGGGGGUUACCAACACCCAUGCCUUGGGUAUCUACUACUUGCAGUAGUCCUAACGGGGCGGGUGGGGAGCAGGAAAGGGAGCGGUUGAGGGAGAUUGAGAGACGGGUGCAGAGUUAUGAGAUGAGGCCUGCGGUGGGGGUUUCGUUACCUACGUUGGGGAGGAUGAAAGAGGGGGUGGAUGGUGAGGUUGGAGGACAUGAGUCGGAAGUGGAUUUGGGGCUGGAGUUGGAUGAGGAGGCGGAACAGGUUGUGGCGGAGUGGUUGAGGGAGAAGAUUGAGGAGGAUUUGAGGCGGGAUGGGAGGGGGCGGGGGCGUUGA